This is a messenger RNA of Dunckerocampus dactyliophorus (ringed pipefish), 1542 nucleotides long. It is a transcript of the gene ybx1, whose product is annotated as Y box binding protein 1. Gene Ontology annotation, biological process: regulation of gene expression. The record is from RefSeq and is a predicted model, not a curated record. NCBI's taxonomy places the organism in Eukaryota, Metazoa, Chordata, Actinopteri, Syngnathiformes, Syngnathidae. The coding region runs from base 179 to 1162 and encodes 327 amino acids. The transcript is spliced from 8 exons. Gene Ontology annotation, cellular component: nucleus. Gene Ontology annotation, molecular function: nucleic acid binding.
CACAGUUUAGCAGUCUGCCCAGUUCGAUCGGCAACGGGAGCGGGAAGAAGAAAGCAGAGAGCCCGAAGGCAGUAGCCCCCCAUCACCAUCACCGCCGGCCCAGGUUACCAUCUUGCACCGGGAGAGACAACAACAGACAGCCGCCGCCGGCAGAAGCCAUUACCAACCAGUAGUGACCAUGAGCAGCGAGGCCGAGAUACAACAGCCGCAGCAACCUGCUGUCGACGAGGAGGAGAGCCCAUCCAGCCCGGCAGCCGCAGCUUCCGCGGGGGAUAAGAAGGUCAUCGCAACAAAAGUUUUGGGUACAGUCAAGUGGUUCAACGUCAGGAACGGAUAUGGUUUCAUCAAUAGGAACGACACGAAAGAGGACGUUUUUGUACACCAGACAGCCAUCAAGAAGAACAACCCCAGAAAAUACCUUCGCAGUGUUGGUGAUGGAGAAACUGUGGAGUUUGACGUAGUUGAGGGAGAGAAGGGGGCAGAGGCAGCAAAUGUCACCGGUCCAGGGGGCGUGGCGGUCCAGGGAAGUAAGUACGCUGCUGACAGGAACCGCUACAGGCGCUACCCCCGAAGGAGGGGCCCACCCCGCGGUGGCGACUAUCCAGAGAACUACCAGAGUGACGGAGAGGGGGAGCCGGGCACCGGGGGUCGAGACAAAGGCAGUCGAGACGGCGGCGAGAGCGCCCCCGAGGGAGAUGUGCAGCCACAGCAGCGUAGGCCCCCUUACCCUGGCAGACGGCGCUACCCGCCAUACUUUGUACGUAGACGCUACGGCCGCCGGCCCCCAUACACCACCGCACCACGCGGAGAGAUGACUGAGGCAGGUGAGGGCGAUGAGAACCAGGGGGGUCCAGACCAGGGCAACAAACCAGUGAGGCAGAACUACUACAGAGGCUUCCGACCAAGGUUCAGACCAAGGGGUCCACCCCGUCCCAGACCGGUGCGGGACGGCGAGGAGGACAAGGAGAAUCAGGGCGGUGAAGGGGGUCAGAACCAGCAGCCGCGCCAGCGACGCUAUAGACGUAAUGUCAACUACCGCCGCAGACCACGCCCACAGACUGGGGGCAAACAGGGCCAGGACACUAAGGAGGCCAAGGCAGGAGGUGACGCCUCUGUAGAGAAAACGUCCGCUCCCGAGGCCCAGCAGGGUGGGACUGAGUAGGAAAUAACCUGUCCACCGGCACCUACCAUCUUUUACCAUCGUCCGGUUUUUUGUCAACAAGAAGAAACAUCCAACAAGAUCUGAGCAAUAAAGAUUUGACUUGACGACCGUCACAAGCUUGCACCAUGCAUUUGACCAGAUUACCACAGAUUGCCUGCAGGAUCUAUGCAGACUAGUUCUUUUCCUUCUUUUUACGUGACAGUUCCAAAACAUUUUGGGGAAACAACGCGUUUUUCUAAAUCUGUCCUAAGUUUUUACACCAAAUGGUUUUUCAAGAAAAAAAUUUGAUAUUUGGUCAGUUUGACAUUUUUAAAUAACUUUUUAUGUAUUCAAAUGUUUUAACAAAAUGCAAGCUCAAAUAAAAGUUCAAAAACCAGGGA